AAAUUAACUCUUUCCCUGACAGUAAACCAGGACUUAAGGACAGAUACGUGCUUACAUUUCUAAGAAGUGCAGUAACUUGAUAGGACUCUGGGCGCCGCUGUUCACCAACCUGAGGGAUACAUGCCCUACACUACCCGCCCAAUAAAAAAAAAAAAAACUAAACGUGUGACUCUUGGACUCUCCAUCAUGCCACACUGAAAAUGUCUGCCUGAGACUGCCCAGCGUAUCUCUGGACAUCUCUCUGCUGUAAUUAUUUUAAAUACUGAGGUAAAGAAGACCCUGGAAAAACAGAAAAACAAUACCCUUUAUAACAGAUUGAGAGAAAAGUGGGAAGCCAGAGAGCAAUGGCGAUUCCAGAGAAGCUAACCGGCUGGAGCCGGCUGAUGCUGCUGUGCCUUUCUCUGGAGCUACUAUCGGAAGCCUGGGCUAGAAACAUCCGCUACUCGGUGCCAGAAGAAACCGACAAAGGCUCCUUCGUGGGCAACAUCGCCAAGGACCUGGGGCUGGAGCCCCGCGAGCUGGCGGAGCGCGGGGUCCGCAUCGUCUCCAGAGGUAGGUCGCAGCUUUUCUCCCUGAACCCGCGGAGCGGCAGCUUGGUCACCGCGGGGAGGAUAGACCGGGAGGAGCUGUGCGCUCAGAGCGCGCCCUGCCUUGUGAGCUUUAACAUCCUUGUGGAGGAUGAAAUGAAGCUUUUCCCUCUCGAAGUAGAGAUAAUUGACAUUAAUGACAACACCCCUCAAUUCCAGUUAGAAGAGCUGGAAUUAAAAAUGAGUGAAAUAACGACUCCAGGUACCAGGAUCCCUCUGCCUCUUGGGCAAGACUUUGAUGUGGGUAUAAACUCACUUCAGAGCUACCAGCUAAGUGCCAACCCUCACUUCAUCCUGGAUGUGCAACAGGGACCUGAAGGACCACAACAGCCAGAGAUGGUACUGCAAAGCCCUCUAGACAGAGAAAAAGAUGCUACCCACUACCUUGUCCUCACUGCCUCUGAUGGGGGUAACCCAGUACACUCGGGAACUCUGCAAAUUCGUGUUCAGGUGGUAGAUGUGAAUGACAACCCACCAUCAUUUACUCAGGCAGAGUACCACGUGAGUGUCCCUGAGGACGUCCCAUUAGGCACUCGGCUGCUCAAGGUGAAUGCUACUGACCCGGAUGAGGGAGCGAAUGGCAAAGUGACAUACUCCUUUCACAACGUAGACCACGGUGUGGUCCGGAAAUUUCAGCUGGAUUCUUACACAGGAGAAAUAACAAAUAAAGGACCACUGGAUUUUGAAGAAUACAAAGUUUAUCCAAUGGAAAUUCAAGCUCAGGAUGGUGCUGGGCUCAUGGCUAGAGCUAAGGUGCUGGUCACUGUUUUGGAUGUUAAUGAUAAUGCCCCAGAAGUUGGAAUCACCUCUGUCACUGCCGAAGUGCCAGAAAACUUUCCUCCUGGGACCAUAAUUGCUCUUAUCAGUGUGCAUGACCAAGACGCUGGUAACAAUGGUCACACCACAUGUUCCAUUCCUGGAAACCUACCCUUUAAACUGGAAAAGUUAGUUGACAAUUACUACCGCUUGGUAACAGAAAGAACACUGGACAGAGAACAAAGCUCUGGGCACAACAUCACAAUAACAGCAACAGAUCAGGGAACUCCGCCCCUAUCUACCCAAGCUCACAUCUCACUGCUAGUGACAGAUAUCAAUGACAACCCUCCAGUUUUUGAACAGGACUCCUACUCUGUUUACAUCCCUGAAAAUAACCCCAGAGGGGCUUCCGUCUUCUCAGUGAAGGCCCAGGAUGCUGACCACAACGAGAACGCGCUUGUGACUUACUCCCUGGUGGGAGACACUAUUCAGGGAGUACCUUUGUCUUCUUACUUCUCCAUCAACUCUGACACUGGAGUUGUCUAUGCAUUGCAAUCCUUUGACUAUGAGCAGUUUCGAGAUUUGCAGCUCAGAGUGAUGGCCCGUGACGGUGGGAACCCACAACUCACCAGCAAUGUAUCUCUGAGUCUGUUCAUGAUAGAUCAAAAUGACAAUGCCCCAGAAAUCCUGUACCCUGUUCUCCCCAAAGAUGGCUCCACUGGUGUGGAACUAGCACCUCGAUCUGCCGAGCCCGGUUACCUGGUGACCAAGGUGGUGGCGGUGGACAGAGACUCGGGACAGAACGCCUGGCUGUCCUACCGCCUGCUCAAGGCCAGCGAGCCAGGGCUCUUCUCCGUGGGGCUACACACGGGAGAGAUACGCACUGCCCGGGCCCUGCUGGACAGAGAUGCUCUGAAGCAGAGCCUGGUGGUGACUGUGCAGGACCACGGCCAGCCUCCUCUGUCCACCACCGUCACAUUGACGAUAGCAGUAGCUGACAGCAUCCCUGAACUCCUGGCUGACCUGGGCAGCACUGGAGCGGCUGCCGAUCCCCAGGAUUCAGCUCUCACGCUCUACCUGGUGGUGGCAGUGGCCGUGGUCUCCUGCGUCUUUCUAGCCUUUGUCAUCAUGCUCUUGACGCUCAAGCUGCGACACUGGUACUCCUCACGCUUGCUCCAGACUGCAGCAAACGGACUGACGGACAUUCCUGCCUCCAACUUCGUAGGUGUUGACGGGGUACAUGCCUUUCUACAGACCUAUUCCCAUGAGUUCUCACUCACCGCUGACUCCCGAAAGAGUCACCUGAUCUUCCCUAGGCCCAACUACGCAGACACGCUCAUCAGCCAGGAGAGCUGCGGGAAAAGCGAAUUUCUGUCGGCACCCCAGUCCCUGCUUGAAGAUAAAGAGGAAAUAUUUUCUCAGGUAAACUUGUAAUGACCUUAUAAGCUAUAUCGAUGGAAGUAAUUCAUGUCUGGACAUACUUGCUUGCACUGUUUUCUAUAAACAGUAUAUUCCAUUAUACCCCAGUAGUGGUCGGAUGUGUUUAUUUUUGUUUCAUGCCACUGGAGGUUAAACCUAAGGGCUUAUGCAUGCUGGGUGAGUGUUACCAUUUCGAGACAAGGUCUUGAUAAGAUACCUGGGCUGGCCUUGAACUCACUUUGUAGCCCAGCCUAGUUAUAAAUUUAUAAUCCUCCUACCUCAGACUACUGGAGUGCUGGGAUCUCAGGCAUGUAGCCACAACCCAGGUGGCCUACCCUUUUAGAUUUCUAUUGGCAUCCCAGGGGUGGGGAACAUGCCUAAAAACCCAGUCCUCUGUCUCAGAAAAGGGUGGGGAGUGGAACCUCCGACCUUGGGAAGGAGCCCUUAGUCACACUGGGAAUGGUGAGGAUAAAGAGUGUGUGGUAAGGCCUGUCUCCUUUGAGAAAGAUAACUGCAUCAGAAACAAAUUUAUCUUCUGUUUCUCACUUAUGUCUGGCUAAAUCAUUUCAUUGUCUGAGUUGACUAUCGACGUAUCCAGAAGUGAUAGUGGUGAAAAUCACCACAAGUCAUCAUUUUACCCGUGUUAAUAUAAAAUGAUAAUAAUCUCUACAAGCUGGGAUUUUGUUGCUAAACAGAUUAGUUCUAUAAUCUCUCAUUAAGAGAUAUUUUAUGUGUGUUUAAAAAUGUAUCUUUAAG
Onychomys torridus (southern grasshopper mouse) is the source of this 3518-nucleotide messenger RNA. Its product is annotated as protocadherin gamma-A1-like. Bases 345 to 2777 code for a protein of 810 amino acids. The transcript has a single exon. Gene Ontology annotation, biological process: homophilic cell-cell adhesion. Gene Ontology annotation, molecular function: calcium ion binding. NCBI's taxonomy places the organism in Eukaryota, Metazoa, Chordata, Mammalia, Rodentia, Cricetidae. Gene Ontology annotation, cellular component: plasma membrane. The record is from RefSeq and is a predicted model, not a curated record.